AUGGCAGCCUUUUCAUCAUCAACAUCUUCAUCACCAAUUUUCCUGCCAAAUAAUCCCACCAUUAUGAAUAAUAAUAUGUUUGCCCUUUUGGAUUAUAUUCAACCAAACAAUGCCUUAUCAUCAUUUGGUAAUAACAACAACAAUAAUAAUAAUAAUAAUAAUAACAACAACCAGGCUUCUUCUCUGGUAACAGAUUAUUAUUACAACAAACACACUCCAAAUCCAAUCCCCAUGAACAAGAACAGGAAAUCAUCACCCAAACAGACCUCUUCUCCAAAUUCUGCUCACUCCAAGAAGCAAAAGAAAAAGAGAGAAAAUAAUGGUGAAGAAAAAAAGAAAAAAAAUCAAGAAGAAGAAGAAAAGAAAGGAUAUAUUCAUGUGAGGGCUAGGAGGGGCCAAGCCACUGAUAGACACAGCCUUGCUGAGAGGGUGAGGAGGGAGAGAAUAAGUGAGAGAAUGAAGCUACUCCAAUCCCUUGUCCCUGCUUGUCACAAGGUAACAGGAAAGGCCCUCAUGUUGGAUGAAAUAAUUCACUAUGUCCAAUCACUCCAAAAUCAAGUUGAGUUUCUUUCAAUGAAGCUUGCAUCUGUUAAUCCUCUAUUCUAUGACUUUGGGAUGGACUUGGAAUCUUCAUUCAUGGUUGGGCAUAUUCAACAGAAUUUAACACCAUUGCCAAGCAUGAAAGAAUGCAUCAUGGAUAAUUCUGUUAAUUCUCUUCUGUUACAACAACCCCAAAUUAAUCCACUAAAUAAUGCUGUUCCCCAGGGGCAUAGACAGGUCUUGUGGGAAGAGGAAGACCAAAGACAAAGAAUUAUUAAUCAGACAGAAAACUUCAACACCUUUUAUUCAUUACAUUAAUUAAUUAAGGGUAAAAUUCAUUUUGCACCCCUAUACUAUGAUAAAUAUAUCGUUUACCCCCCUGAAGUAUUGAAAACAUCAAAUACCCCCUGCCGUUAGUUUUUUUCUUCUAAUUUCGUUAGUCAAACCCUUAGACCGA
Molecule: messenger RNA, 997 nt
Organism: Erythranthe guttata (spotted monkey flower)
Lineage: Eukaryota; Viridiplantae; Streptophyta; Magnoliopsida; Lamiales; Phrymaceae
Product: transcription factor bHLH137
Biological process (GO): regulation of DNA-templated transcription
Cellular component (GO): nucleus
Molecular function (GO): DNA-binding transcription factor activity; protein dimerization activity
Source: RefSeq, a predicted model, not a curated record